This is a messenger RNA of Paramuricea clavata, 8805 nucleotides long. Lineage: Eukaryota; Metazoa; Cnidaria; Anthozoa; Malacalcyonacea; Plexauridae. The record is from the annotation of a GenBank genome assembly.
GGACGGAACUUGCAUCGGAAAGAAUGUUAAAGGUUUUGAAAACAUACGGAGUGUUUUCAUUGCGAAUCAUGAAGCCAAAUGUUGAGAUGUACCUCAGUAGAACUGUAAGCGCCAAGUUUUCAGGACUUAGUUAUGUUGAGAAGUUCAAAACAAAUGCCAAGACAGAAAUACUUGUUGGGAAAUUGUAUAAGAAGUAUUUAUUGACUACAGGAAUGAUUUUUAAUAAUAUACCAUUAGGAACGUUUAUCUCAUCUUUCACUGGAGUCUACUUGAGGUAUCUGGAUAUGUUUCAGGCCAAGAAUGGAAACAAUAAGGUAAGACAAUGAAACUUCAUUGUGUAAAGUAACGCCUGCAUUAUGAAAAAUGACCAAUUUAGACAAAGUGCUAGAAAAAUAAAACAAAAGAGACUUGUUUACACGGUUUGAUUUAAACUAGAUGAAUGAACCGUCUAAACAUAUUGACUAGGGGUCUUUUAAAUAAAAGCCCUUCAGGGUUUGUUGAAGACUCCUAUAUAGCCCUAAUCAUUUCUUCUAAUAUGUAAAUAGUUGUUUUUGUUGGCAAAUUAUGGGCAAAUAAUAAUAAAAAAACAACAAAACAAAACAAGAAAACUAUCUUGGUAUGAUAAUGCAGCAAAAACAGAUGAUACGCCAAAAUUAGUUCGUGUUGGAGGAUGAUCCGUCGAUGUGUACUGUAAAGCAUUAGACGAACUAUCGGGACAUUGUCAGUUUGUAUUGCGCUUUUCUCGCUAAUUCGCCUGGAUAGCUCGUCUUGUGUUUAUGCUAAGAUGGAAGAUCCGUUAGAUCGCUGCGUCCUAGUCGUACGGACAACGCGACCUAACGGAUUAUCCAUCUUCAGUAGAAAUGCUGAAAUGAAGCCAAUCUCUCUUUUCAAUAUCAACUGAAACACUUUCCUUUUAGAUUGGCCUUUCAUUGUCUGCGCACCAAGUGGACUUAACCAACAUUCCAUUUAUGGCUUACACCUCAGAACCUCUGGCAUCAGCAUUUAGUACCAAUAUCCCCAACGGCCUUUACAUGGCUGCUUUGACCGGAACACCGAAAAAUUGUCAGGAAUAUAACACCUUCUGCAGGUUGAUUCAAAUAGUUCUUGGCAAGGAUAGAGAAUUUAUGCUGACUGGUGAGACAAGUUGGCAGUGGACCCACUUUAAGGCUUCUAUUCAGAACCCAGCUAUGUCACAACAGUUGCCAGUUGAAAAAGUGAAUAUUGAAGUAAAGGUAAGUAUUGGAAUAUAACGUUUAGGUAUAAUAUGAUUUAAAUCAAAACAUCUCUGUAAUUGCAUCUGACGGGAUUGUGAUUUGUGAACCUACUUCUGUAUAUAUCAUAGAUAUCUUAUAUACACGCGUAAAAACGCUCAGGUUGAUGCAAUACUGAUGAAAACAGGAUUGAACAAUGUUUUGCUGCCCACAUUGUUCAUAGCUGUCAACAAUAUUGAACAAUAUUGUUACACCCGAUUCAGGCUCAACAAUAUUGUUCAAUAUUGUUGACAAGUGUGAACAACUUGAGCAGCAACGGGCUCGGCGUUUUUUGCCCCCAUUUGAAUAGAUGGCGGCCAUGUUAAUGUUUCCCACUCGCUAAUAAACGCUUAAAAAAACAACAAUAACUUUCAUCAUUUGAAUAGUUUAAAAAUGUAUUAGGAAUAGGUUUACCUUAAUAUUUAAGUUCCGUGUUUAAGAAAUAGAAAACAUACGAAUCUUCUCAUUUCAUGGGAAUAUCCUCAGUCUGCAGUCACGGCUUCAAUUUUUGAAUUGUAGAAUAAUUAGAUGCACUAUCUAGUGUAUAUAAGAUAUCUAUGGUAUAUAUCCAACAAUGUGGAUUAUAAAAAAUAUGCAAUUGCUUGGACAUUGGCUAAUUAUGUAUGAUCGGUCAGCUUUUCAAUAUUUACAUUUACUGGUCGUGCUGAUAACUUCCCGUAUGACAAAUCAUGCUUAACUUUUCGUAAGCAGUCCCAAUGUUCUUGGUCCCUAUUGUUUUUGAAUUUUUACUGUAUGUCUGGUACCACAAACUUGAUACCGUAAACUUUUGUUGCCGUCACAGCGGAGGAGACAAGACAAUGUUGUGCGUUCUUUUUCUUGCAUGCUUUUUGAAAAACACAUAAUUUAAGUGAAAACCGCGUAUUUUAGGCAAAUAGUCGAUUGCCGACCGUUAUCCACACUAAUAUCCAAACAUUGCACCUUGCCAACAUUCCCUGCGGAAGGAAGCGGGAGUACUCGGGUAAAAAUUGGCAGAUAGAUGGCCAACUCUUUUUACAUGAAUGCUUUGAAUGAAGGAUAGAACCCAUGAUAUUAGAAAGGGUCCAAGAAUCGAUCCUUGGUGUUUAAAACGAGUGUGAGAAAAUACGUCUGAGUUUUGACUAUUUACGUAGUUUUUUCCCGUGGUUCCAUGUAAAAUAGAUUCGGUUGUGUUCAUUCCUCAUUUUAAAUUUCUCAAGGGAAGCAACAAAACUGGUUUGUUGUUUGGAGUUCAACCUUACAUCGCUUACAAAGUUAAUGGAGAUGUACUGCCCUCAGAUGAGAAGUUAAAAAGGAUAGUAUUCACUGGAACACUGUUUUACAGCACUUCUGGUCGUCAACUGGAAGGAAAGUUGAAAACUAAUGCAGUUUGGAAAAGUGCGUUCGGUUAUCCACAGCUUACUGUUAAACGAAUGUCAGCUGGGUAAGAAAUUUAUUGUGCAAACGUUUUAACUAGAGCUGCUCCUGAUUAAUCUUUUUUUAGCAAUUGACUUUUUGACACGAUUCGGUUCACCAACAAUACCAUUCGGCCGAACUAUAUAACUAAAACUAUAUAACUAAAAUUGAUAUAAUUUUUUGUUAUAUUAUGCAGACUCUCCGUUCGCCUAGUACGGCCUCACUUUCCCAACAAACUUGAAACAAGAGGAGACUUUGAAAUUGGUUUACACUGCAAAGACUAUGAGGUAAGAUGAUCUCUUCUGUAUGAUCCAUAUUACCAUCUCUUCUUCUUUUCCUUCACUUUUAUUUUGGAUCGAUCCUCUCUGUAUGUCGUCUCCGCGUAACUUGAUCUCUUCCUUCAUUCUCCGUAACUCCAAUCCCUUCUAUAGAUUUCAUUAUUGCAUUAUCAAUCUUAUCCUUUGUCCUUCUCUGGAUCUUUUUCCUCUAACAAUUUGCUUCCAUGGACCCUCAUCAACUGUCUAUUAUCUACUCUUACCAAGCUACAUAAAUUAUUCUCGCGUCUUUGUUUGAAAGACCUUAUGGGAGUAAUAUUCUUGUAUCUACGGUAGCAUCAUCAUUCUCCUCUCUAAUCACCUUUCCUUCUCCUUCAUUGAACGUCAACUCCACGCUUUAACUGAAACACCUGGCUGAGGUCUCGUAUGUAUAAAUUUACGUAAUUCAUAUAUAGAAUGACUGUAUAACUGGAACGGCGUACAUUGGAAUGUCAGAUGAAAGAAACGAACAAUAUUUCCAUGGUGUUAUGUCGCGUUUUACUAUUCAAGAUAUUCUCCGUGUUCAUGGUGUGCAGUCAACACUUCCAGCUCCUAUUGCAAGCAUUGGUUUUCCAGAUGGACUUGAGGUAUGCAGAAUCACUUCAAUUUCUCAUGAUUGCACAUUUAUUGUUUGAUCUAGGAGGAGUCGUCUUCGCAUUUCGUGCGCAAAUAGCGUUCUCUUUAAUCGUGACCACAACCACAACUCUAUCCCUAUCUCUAAUCUUUAUUUGAAGAGGAUAACACCUAAAAACAUUGUGACCCUCAUAAGCGUAUAAAGUCGGUUUCCGAUGUGGAUGGUAAAAAAAAUUGUGGCAAAAAUUCAGUAAAAAUUACUAAAUUUCACCUCUGUCUCAAUGACGUCAUGGAUUCGGUUAAUUUGCAUAUCAAACACACUCAAAUAUCCCCAAAACAAAGACAGAUAAAGUGUAGAGAAACUUGCAUACCAAGAACAGCUUAACAUCCAUUAACAAUGCGAAUGAACUGAAUUAUUCAUAAUUAAUUUAUUUUACGUUGAAUAACGUUGAUAAAAUGAUUUCAGAUUACGUUUGCUAAACAAGUUCACAACUUGGAAGCGAUUGGAGGACCAAUCAUCAAGCCAGGGUUUACAAUGAGAGGAAAAAUACAAGUACUAGGAUUAGAAAGCGAUUGUUCAGUAAAUCUUAAACCUAACGAGGUACGGUAUUAUUUUGAUUGUCGUAUUAUAUGAAUAGAGAUAGAUGAUUCACCGGGACGAACCUGAGCAGACGAACCUGAGCAAAAAAGAUAAUUUCAGCGAUGGUAUAUAAACACGGCAAACAUAUGAAUCGUCCGUCAAGACAAAACAUCUGCGCAGUUCAUCUGUACAUACACAGACUAAUCUGCGCACGUAGUUCGUGUCUGUCAGUAUGCGCAAAAAAUAUGACCUUAGACGAACGAACAAAUAGGAGAAAUCAGCACUUUUUUACUUGUUGAUUUUCGGAUCAAUGCUAUACUGAAGAAACUACCCAUUACCCUGCAAGUACAGUCCAUAAAACGCAUGAAGAAAACACAAAAAGAAAUCAUCAGCGUAAAGGAGUUUGUAUAUCUGAUACAAAAUCAUGCCGAUUCACACAAACGUUCAGUUCAAUUUUCUCAUCAAAUAUAAUUAAUUUAUUUCAUUUAAAAUGUUAAAGAAUAGCCUACGAAUGUUCUCAUCAAGACAUUGCAAUAUAUCCGAUACAACACGGCCGCUCAUAUUAUCGGUCUGACCUCUCUGACGCAUUUAUUCGUCUUCGCGUUAAUACAAAAAGAACUUUCCAGACCAACUAGUUAGAACUUGCUGUAACAUUUUGGUUUUAUUGCGAAAUCUGCUACAGGUACGUUUACCGAUGCUGCGAUUUGCCGGACCGAUAUCAAAAUGGGCAGUUUGUCUAUUGCCUUAUAAAAUAAAAUGACACCAACGCUUCUUCGACUAUUAUGAUAAAUACACUUGAUAUAUUUCUAAUUUCUAUUAAUUUUCAGUUUAUGGUCGAUGCUGAUAUCAAUGGUGAUAAAGGCCCUAUUAAGCUUGGUGGAGUAACACCGCUGUACAGAUCAAGGCGCGACCGAAAGAACGGACCUAAGUUAUAUUUAGAAACGCGGUUUUCUCCCAAGACUUAUGUCAAGGUUAGGAAAACAAUUAUACUUUGUAUUCGUUUAAUUUCACGUCAAGCUAGACAAAACAUAAAGGAAUAAUAUUUUGAAAAUCGCGCUUACUUUCCCCAUCUCGUUAUUUUUUUUUAAAUUGAAGUUCAAAAUUGAAGGUGAAAACCUAAAGCGUUUCGGCCAAAUUCUUUUAUCUUUCAAAUUAAAAAUCCUGGGUUGGGCGUGUAACACCUCACUAUAAAUGUUUGAGAAAUCAAUUUUGUAGGGAAACUUUAUGAAUUUAUCAAAUAUUCAAUAAUUUGUCGGACAAAAAUACAUUCAAAUCAUGUUGAGUAAGAAUCAAAAAGCCUAGAAGUCCAGUUUGAGCAAUUUAAAAAACUUAGUUUUCUGACCAUCAGAAUUCGGUAAAAUCUUCCCCCAUGGGACAUGCCCCAUAACCCUAGAGGUCUCGUGCCUUUGACACUCGAUACUAUUGUCUUCGCAUCAUCGUCCCUAGAGUCCCUCGCGUAGCAACGUGGCACAAACCUGAGGACGAGAAUGGUGUCUUCGACGUUAUCCUUGCGGACCCUCAUAAAGUUUUUAGUUUUCCCUACAUCUUUACGUUCUUUUCUGGCCACACCUUUCUGUCGGGCAAAGCGACUCCACAACCCCCUAAUGUUCAGACCCAAGUUAUGUCCUUGUUCACCUACAGUAGAAAGAGUAAUGUUUGCAAUGCCUUUUUUGUAUGGUGUAUCGUCCCCGACACAGGAUAAUAUACCAUCUUAUCUGCGACUCCAAAAUGACUCUCCUUCAUCCUUUUUAUUACGUGCCCAUACCAUCUCAUAUUCAGCACAACAUCUUCUUUCAAUCUCUUCACUCUUCAUCUUGGCCUUCAGCGAAACCUCCGAGAACCUUCUCAACAUUCGCAUCCGGGCUCAACACUGUACGUAGACUUUGCCUUUCGACUUUGUAAUCUGCCGAAAUGAACUGUGUUACUUUUCAAAUAUUCGUUCUUCCAACACGGACUCCACCACAGAAUCGCUGUUUAUUGCUUAUAACUAUUACUUAGUAUAUUAAAUCUAUUUUAAUUCAGGCCCACAUUGAUGGCUACACACGAAUAUUUGGUGUUUUCGACGAAAUCCGAAUAUUGAUGACAAGAAGACAUUUUGCGAUACGUUUGGUCACGAGUAUUUUCCAGACAUUCAAAGUUCGUAUUAACGUGAUGGCGAACUAUAGUGAGGAUCUCAGCAGAACACAUUUUAAAGCCAGAGUUGUCUUCAUUGGUGGCUUAGCAAGGGUAAGCGGAAAGCUCGAGUCCUAAAAACUAAAUAGCUUCAUCCUUAAGCAUGUUCAGGGCUUACUGGGUAAAUUCCAGCAUCGGACAUUCAGACUAGAAGAAACCAUAAGUACACUGGGCUUUGUAAUCAUUUAUUUAAACCGGAGUAGCGAGCGAAACAUGAUUUAUAUACCUGGUUGCAGUGAACGAACAAACUUUAAACAUUAAAUUAUGCUUAGAAUCAUUUGAAAUUCAAGCUUUUCUAUACUUUUUAUGUCUUAAUAAAAAACUGCGUGGGCGUGGCAUAAUACAUGCGAUUACCACCAACACCAAACUUAACUAGAAACAAGUAUACUAAUAAGUAUAUGGACCCAAAUGUAAGCUUCUAUACUUGCUCCAUUUUUUAAACAAAAAUUUAGACAAUUGUUGACUGAGUGACAGGCAUUCAGUGCACUUGACUAUUAGUAUCAUGACUAUUGCCAUCCAGCAUUUACAACCAACCAACUAUAUUUAUACUGAAUAGCUCAUCACUAGACUCGUCACUCCAUCAGUUCUCAACUGCUAAACUAUUUGCUGUAGACUCUAAACUGUUUUCUUUUACUAUAUUUAUUGGGUUUUUUAUGGUUUCUUUUCAUAACAGCUGACGAGAGCCUCAUCAAAACAUGUGAUGCAAAUACUGAAAAAUGAAAAAGAGAAACUACAGACAGCCCGGAAAGAGAUGAGUGCUAUCAAAACAGAAUGUCAGACAGACAGUAAAACAGAAUGUGAUGUUUGUUUAAAAUCUUCUACGUGUCGAACAAAACUAGAUUCCUGCAGAGAGAAACUCACUUUGAAAGAAAGAUUAGAGUAUUCGCGAAGUUCUGCAACUCAUUUCUGUCAGCGUGUUGUAAGAAAUAACUGUCAGCUUACUGCUGACGAUUGCAAGGCUCUUUGUCAGAAUAUUACCAAGGCAAAUCACUCCUGUAAGACACUUAGUCAAUCACAAAAGACACUUCAACAGAUGAAGAAAAGUUUACAAUGGGUUGGUACUGUCAGGGCUAUGUUCUCCAGUGGUUUAUGUCAAAUUCACAGUAUUACAUUUGAGACAAAAUUAACACCGGACUACAUUGGCGACAUCUAUGUGAAUGCAAAACUGGAUAUCACAAUAUUUGGUCAACGACGGAAGAUCGAUGGAGUGAGAUUAAAAUUUGGACAAUUUGCUCGUUUGGCUGCGGACGUAGCAAGAAAUGCGGUGGAAUGGUUCAGAAAGUCAAACACUUGACAUAAUUGGUUUGUACGACGAAAGAACUCAGAUAUCUGGAGUUCCUCAAGGCCAUCUGAAAGGACCGUACAUGUAGGAUCGAUGGAUUCUACCAACAAGAUGGAUAUAUUUUCAAAGGAAAGAUGAACUGUAAAUGUAAAAAGUACCAGUACAUAAUUUUUGAACAGAACAUUUAACGCCCCAUAGGGGCAACCAUUACACCGACAUAGGCCUUUUCUAGGAAUCAACAUGAUAACAUCAGGGUCCAACCAUCGAGCAAAAUGCUUGUGCUGUAUUUCGAUUUUUUUGAAAUUUAACCGUUUUCCAUGCGUAGUAUCUAUUGACCUAUUUUGCAUUUCUGUAAAGGAUGCAGAUGUGAUUUUUAAAUGGAGUUUUUGAUCGAGAAUAUAUAAAAUUUUUAACCGGCAGGAAUCGAAUUUUUCGCACCUGCCUCCCGGUUAGGUCUAUAAAAUUGUAUAUAAACGUUCGGUCAAAAAUUCCAUCUACAAAAAUCCCAUCGACAAAAAUCUCAUCUACAUUCAGUUUUAUAGAACGAGAUGCUCCAAAUCUUGAUAUUUACCAUUCCUGUAAAGGGCCUAUCGAUUGCUACCAAUUGUUAGCUCUUCCCCAGUUGACGUUUGUAAAAUCUCUAGGCAUAGUAAAAUAUCAGCCUCUAGAGUCAGCGAGAAAAGGUUAUACUAAUACUCUCUUACACUAACCUUAUUUAAAAUACUACAUAUAUAGCGCUUGGCAACCAAGCUUUCUGUUUAGUACACUUCAGGGGAGUAUUCUAUCUACCGUGAGCGGAGGGUCAAAACUGCAUCUUGGUGCAAAUUAAUGCAGGUUGAUUGUAUAAUCAAGAUGGCGUUUGGCUAUUUUAAUACUGUUUUAAUUUUUAAACAAUAAAAUCUUGAAUCUAUGCUUCAUCCAACCCUCGAUCCCAACCUGGGGUCCUCUUCCUAACCAAGACUUAACCCGGCGCAUCAUCUUUCACCCUGCAAUUUAGACCCUCCGUACAAUAUUUCUGUAUAGAGAUUCAUGUUAGUUUGUUAAAACGUUGUUAAGUUAGUAUCUGAUAGUUUGUUAAAAUGCUGUUCAAAUUUAGUUUCCGUCCUAUUUAUAAUGAACAAUGCUGUAGUGAAAUUAUUUGUAGCAUGAUUUAGGCAUGGACUUCACCUAUAAUACAUUGUGAAGAAAAUGAAACAUGUAUAUAUAAUUAUAUACUGCGUAUAAAUAAAUAAAUAAAUAUAU